Talaromyces amestolkiae is the source of this 1875-nucleotide messenger RNA. RefSeq lists its product as uncharacterized. Gene Ontology annotation, molecular function: protein binding. The transcript has 4 exons. Bases 1 to 1875 code for a protein of 624 amino acids. The record is from RefSeq and is a predicted model, not a curated record. Gene Ontology annotation, cellular component: nucleus. Lineage: Eukaryota; Fungi; Ascomycota; Eurotiomycetes; Eurotiales; Trichocomaceae.
AUGUCUAAUCCUCCAACCCAGCAACAGUACGAGACGCCCAGGCGGCCGGCACCAUUCACUCGUCAGUCGGAAGAGCUCCAUAUUCCUCUGUCUGGCACCACCGUCCCUUCGAAUGCCCCUCGAUACUCGACAGGUCCAGACGCUGGCCAUGUUCCUCCUGCGAUAAGCAUUCAACAGUCGACACCGCAGCAUUCUCAAUAUGGCUCAGGAACCAGUGCACUUCCCGGCGCCUUGCAGCCCGGAAACAUGUCUGGUCGUCCAGCGCCCAUAGCCACCAAUACUGCCCCCUCCACUGUGCCGACCCUACCUCCGCCAACCUCGCAACCACAAGCGACGACGCCGUCUCGAUCAGGAACCGUCGGCCAUACACACGUCCAUUCGAGAUCAAGUCCUGCAGGAUUUGACCAGCCUAGGUAUAAGCAAUAUGGAACCACGCCGGAAAGCGCAAAGUACGCGUCUCCGCCAGGCGGCUUCGCACCACAUACGCCUUCAGGUGCCAAAUAUUCGCCGUUGGGUCUUGCAGAUAUAAGGCCACCUAGUGAUUCCCUACUGAUGGAUCAUCCAAUGACACCGGGGUCUUUUCCAGCUUUCAAUAAUGACAUUCAAAUACCCACCAACAGCAAUUAUGUCGCUCCGUGGCCGAUAUAUGCGGUUGACUGGUGCAAGUGGCCUACGUCGACGGCAAGCUCUUUUGCUGGAAAGGUGGCUAUUGGAAGUUAUCUUGAAGAUAGCCACAAUUAUAUUCAAAUCAUUGACACCCAUCGCAAACAACCCGAGGCCGAUACCCCAGACGUGGCCUCAGGAGACGUUGAGCUAGAGUAUGUCAAGACGGCAGAGGCAACGCAUUCAUACCCGGUUACGAGAAUAUUAUGGGAGCCCCCUUCUUCCCAGAAGCAAUCAACAGACUUGCUUGCGACAUCGGGCGACCACCUCCGUUUAUGGUCAUUGCCAAACUCCCAGAUUGUACAGACUACAAACUCGAUAAACAAUCGAAACCAGGGCCCAUCGCCAGCAAAGUUGUCUCCACUAGCUCUUUUGUCCAAUUCAAAAUCACCAGAACACACGGCGCCUAUCACUUCGCUAGAUUGGAAUAUACUCUCGCCGAGUCUGAUUAUCACUUCCAGUAUCGACACGACAUGCACGAUCUGGGACAUUCCAACCUUGACUGCCAAGACACAGCUCAUUGCGCACGACAAGGAAGUGUACGACGUACGCUUUUGUGCGAAUAGUGUUGAUGUUUUCGUCAGUUGCGGUGCGGACGGCAGUGUGCGUAUGUUUGAUCUGCGGAGCUUGGAACAUAGUACUAUCAUAUACGAGCCGUCGGAAAAGAACGAAAAGCUCAUGAGCCCCGGAGGCUCCAGCCCUGGACACUCUUCAGCAUGGCCUCCACCCCUACUGCGGAUUGCCACAUCGCCCCACGACGCCCACCUCCUCGCAACAUUCUCCCAAGACUCCAACCUAAUCCGCAUCCUCGACGUACGCCAACCAGGGCAAGCCCUCGUCGAACUCCGCGGCCAUUCCGCCUCCGUAAACUGCAUCGAAUGGUCCCCAAGUCGUCGCGGCACACUCGCCUCCGGAGGCGACGACUGUUGCGUGCUCGUCUGGGACCUUUUGAACCAACACAACGCCGCUCAAAUCCCUCAACAACAACACCAACAAUCUACCCCUGCUCUGCCCACCCCCGCCCCAGCAGCUCCCGGUGCCGCAGGAGCAGCAGCAGCCGCCCCAUCAACAACUGAACGCGGUCCCGCAGCAGCAUGGCAAUGCGACUACGAAGUCUCAAACAUUUCCUGGUCACCUCAGGGAUCAUCUCAAAACUCGCGUGACUGGCUCGGCGUCUGUGGUGGGAAGGGGKUUUGGGGUGUCGCCAUGUAG